This is a messenger RNA of Arvicanthis niloticus (Nile rat), 723 nucleotides long. The record is from RefSeq and is a predicted model, not a curated record. NCBI's taxonomy places the organism in Eukaryota, Metazoa, Chordata, Mammalia, Rodentia, Muridae.
AUGCCUUUACCCAGUGUGACCCCUGCUGAGCCAGCAGUGGAGAGCCAGCCAGAGGCCCAAGAAGGCAUUCUGGAUGCUGCCAAAUCAGAGAGAGCAGAGGGAGCAGAGGGAGCUGAGGGAGCAGAAGGAGCAGAGGGAGUAAAGGAGGCCUUGUGGCCCACACGCCAGGAUUUGCCUCCUGUGGGCGCCACAGCACCCCCAUCUGGCAAGGGGGACCAGUCCUCCAGUGGGGAGGUGGGAACUCAGGAAUGUCUGGCAUCCGAGCCUCCUCAGGGGGAAGAGGGGAAGGCAGAAGAAAAGGCAGAAGUAGAGUCAGAGGAAAAGGCAGAAGAGGAGUCUGACGAGGAAGAGCACCUCCUUCCUCUCUCGGAGAUGAUCCCAUACAUCUGCUGUUCUAUUUGCAAAGGCUAUUUAAUAGAUGCUGCAACCAUUACAGAGUGUCUUCAUACCUUCUGUAAAAGCUGCAUCGUAAAACAUUUUGAACAAAGCAACAGAUGUCCAAAGUGCGACAUUGUGGUGCACGAGGCCAAACCUCAUAAUAACUUGAGGAUGGAUCCACAGUUACAAAACAUAGUAUACAAAUUAGUGCCGGGUCUAGAAGAAAAAGAAAGAAAGAAGAGGCGUGAAUUCUAUAAAGAAAAUUGUCUGGGACCACCAAAACCUGCUGCUGUUCCACAGCCACGCCCUUCAAGUGAAGAGAACACUAAGGAAGUUCUGGAAUAG